AUGCUUUGCACUCUCAUCGCUGCAGUGCUCAUCUUGGUGGUCGCACCGCCAGGAGCCCAGGCGGCUGCCAGUCCUUCCAGCUUCCGCUGCCUGCGGCCCUUCUCUGCCUCGGCCACGUUCCCGAACGUGGCCAAGGCGCACCCGGCUCAGAACUGCGACUACUUUUAUUUUAGUGUUGAAGACGCAAAGGCGGAGCUGAAGUGCGCGUCACCAUCGGCUGUCACUACAGCGGUGUCGGACGAGAUGUCCUGCAAUGUGACGGUACGUGUGUCGAUGCGGCGGGCCUCAGACGCCGUGUCACACCUCCAACGGCAAGUGGGCACCGACGAGGACUACUUUACGCAUGAGGCGAGCACGGUUUCCACAACAACGUCGCCCACCCGUAGUGGUAACACGUGCCCGUCCGCGGCGCCGUUCGUGACAGAGGACGAGGACGUGUGGCGCUACGCCGUCUCGCUGAAGGCCAAGGGCGAUUCCUCCAUCCACUACAAGGGGUUCAAUGGAGGAAACGGGUACAGCCUCUGCUGCGCUGCGCUGGAGGAGGCAGACUGCGCGUGGAUCACCCCGCAGAAGGGCGACAAAGACCUCGACUGUGACGAGGACGUCGACGUUGGGUUUGCGUCACAGCGUAGCCGUGUGCUGCGGGGUUGCCCUUUACCAUUUCCUGCACCGUGCAGCGCGGGCGGCGGCGUCUUUGACGCGCCGGCGGGUGCUCGUGUGCUGCUGACGGACCUCGAUGAGGGGGAGAGCAGCGGCGUCUUCCACGCUGUCAUCACGAAACCGCUGCACCGCAUUGUGGAGGGCCCUUGGGAGGUGAUGGUGCAGAUGUGGCGGCGACGCCAGCAGAUGCCGCGAGGUGGCAGAGAGGAUUCCUUUUCCGUCCCUGCUGACCACAGCAUCGAGGCGGAGGUGCUCGGUCGUAUCAUGGUUCCCUUCACGCUAAACUUGACCGAGCUGCAGAAGCAGGCCCUCAUCACGCAAAUACCAAGCAUGGCGCUAACAGCGGAGGACGUCGCAGGUGUGGCGCAGGCGGCGGGUGAGAACGCCGCCGACGAAACUGGUGACCUGUGA
Molecule: messenger RNA, 1071 nt
Organism: Leishmania major strain Friedlin
Lineage: Eukaryota; Euglenozoa; Kinetoplastea; Trypanosomatida; Trypanosomatidae
Exons: 1
Coding region: 1-1071 (356 amino acids)
Source: RefSeq, a predicted model, not a curated record